UACAAGUCAAACUGACUUUCUAAAGGCUUUCUCUCUCGCUCUCGCUCCAUUGAGCUUCAGUAACAGAUCGUGUACGCAUAUCCAUAUAGACAUGAGUGUCGACAGGGACAUUGCUCCGGCGGAAAUCACGACGUUGGCGGUGGCCGUGAAGAGCAUCGGAGGCAAAGGGAGCCGGCGAGCUGUUCGGUGGGCGGUGGAGAAACUAAUGCCAAGAGCCGAUCGUUUCGUUCUAAUUCACGUCAUCCCCACCAUCACUUCAAUCCCAACUCCAUCGGGAGAUUAUAUCCCUGUUGAGGAUUUGGAUGCAAAUGUCGUGGCAAUGUAUGUGCAGGACAUGAAAGCAAAGUUUGAAGAGAUUUUUAUACCAUUCAAGAGACUAAGCAAAACACGAAAGAUGGAAACCUUAGUACUGGAAGGGGAGAAUCCUGCGUUGGCACUUGUAAAUUACAUAUCUAAUUUGGAGAUGAGAAGUGGUUUAGUGUUGGGCUCUUGCUCUUCUUGUUGCGUUACGAGGAAACUUAAAGGACCUGGUGUACCAGAAAUUGUUUUAAAAUAUGUCCCUGAUACAUGCGAUGUUUACGUGGUGUCGAAACGUAGGCUUAUCACAAAUUCAGCCAACCCCAUGGUUGCUGGAGAUUGCGAAGUCCACAAGACGUUUGGAGCAUCAUCAAUGCUGGAUCAUAGCUACCCAAAUUCUCAAGCUUUCACGCAUGAGAGCUUUUCUAUUCAUUCCACAACUCCUCGGGAAGGAAAUCAUCAAAACAUUGUAGAUAGUGUUUCCGAAAUUCAGGCAUUAGAGGGAUGCCCUUCUCUUUCUUCUGCAUGCACAGAACAGUCAGAUGUGCAGGCUGAAGUGGAAAAACUGCGUCUAGAAUUGCAGAAUACUGUUGCCAUGUACAAUCUAGCUUGUGAAGACUUAGUCCAUGCCCAACACAAGGUCCACUUGCUUUCUUCCGAAUGCCUUGAAGAAUCAAAAAGAGUGAAUGCAGCCAUGAAAAGAGAAGAAACUUCUAGGAAAAUUGCUGCUGAAGAGAAAGAGAAGCAUUUGGAAGCCUUGAAGGAGGUUGAUAUGGCAAGAAAUUUGCUUGCUAAGGAGGCUUAUGAAAGGCAGAUAGCAGAACUGAAGGCCCUCAAAGAGUCCUUGGAGAAACAAAAAGUUGUUGAUGCACUCUUCUUGAGUGACAAAAGAUACAGAAGGUACACUAGGGAGGAAAUAGAGGUUGCAACUGAUUUAUUCUCAGAAACAAAGAUGAUUGGUGAAGGAGCAUAUGGGAAAGUUUACAAAUGCAACCUUGAUCACACCCCUGUAGCUGUCAAAGUUCUUCAUCCUGAUGCAUCUGACAAGAAAGAGGAAUUUCUAAGAGAGGUUGAAGUUCUAAGCCAACUUCGUCAUCCACACAUGGUUUUACUACUUGGAGCCUGCCCAGAUGGUGGUUGCCUGGUUUAUGAAUACAUGGAAAAUGGAAGCCUGGAGGAUCAUAUUUUCUGCAAGAACGGCAGACCUCCUCUUCCUUGGUUUGUUCGUUUCCGUGUAGUUUUCGAGGUAGGAUGUGGACUUGCAUUCUUGCACAACUCAAGGCCCGAGCCUAUUAUUCAUCGGGACCUAAAACCCGGAAAUAUCUUGCUAGAUAGAAAUUAUGUGAGCAAAAUUGGAGAUGUGGGGAUGGCAAAACUCGUUUCAGACAUUGUGCCUGACAACAUUACAGAAUACAGAGACUCUAUUCUUGCCGGUACCCUUUACUACAUGGAUCCAGAAUAUCAAAGAACUGGGACUGUCCGACCCAAAUCAGAUCUUUAUGCUUUUGGAAUUAUAAUACUCCAAUUGUUGGCUGCUCGUCAUCCAAAUGGGCUUUUAUUGACAGUUGAAAAUGCUAUUGCGAGCAGUUCUUUCUCAAAUGUUCUGGAUAAGUCAGUUACAGGUUGGCCACUUGCCGAAGCAGAGGAACUAGCUCAGUUGGCACUGAAAUGCACCAGGCUUAGGUGCAGAGAUAGGCCAGAUCUCGAAACUGAAGUUCUGCCAGUUUUGAAAAAACUUGCUGAGUUUGCAGGCACGAGUAUGAAGGCAGAUAGAAACAACUUGGAUGCACCUAGCCACUACUACUGCCCCGUCCUUCAGGAAGUAAUGGAUGAACCACAAAUUGCAGCUGAUGGUUUUACAUAUGAGCAUAGAGCCAUAAAAAUAUGGCUCGAGAGACACAACGUGUCGCCAGUUACAAAGCUUAAGCUGCAGCAUAAGACGCUUACUCCAAACCACACCUUACGUUCUGCCAUACAAGAGUGGAGGUCCCGUUUGACAUCUGGGAAGCCUAAAUAGAAAUAAAUGGUUGCCGACUAUUUUUAUUCCACAAUUUCCAUUUUGCCAAUAAUUGUAAUUUAUGAUGUAUUCUGGCAGUCUCCAAUGAUCAAAUGAUAUUGUGGACUGUCUGCAAUUGUAUAGCAACGAUUUGACUCGAUUAAAAUCUUGUAAUAAUGAUGCUUUUGUUAUGGAAGUUUAUGAAGUCAAAGGAUUAUUUGGAAGAUCAGUUUGAUAAUGCUGGACAAGCAGCCCUAGCUGAUGCGUAUACAUGGCGAAAAUUUAG
Ilex paraguariensis (yerba mate) is the source of this 2579-nucleotide messenger RNA. Lineage: Eukaryota; Viridiplantae; Streptophyta; Magnoliopsida; Aquifoliales; Aquifoliaceae. The record is from the annotation of a GenBank genome assembly.